Messenger RNA from Malurus melanocephalus (red-backed fairy wren), 2531 nucleotides. RefSeq names its product serine/threonine/tyrosine kinase 1 (gene STYK1). Gene Ontology annotation, cellular component: signaling receptor complex. Gene Ontology annotation, biological process: multicellular organism development; protein phosphorylation; positive regulation of kinase activity. The coding region runs from base 408 to 1685 and encodes 425 amino acids. NCBI's taxonomy places the organism in Eukaryota, Metazoa, Chordata, Aves, Passeriformes, Maluridae. Gene Ontology annotation, molecular function: transmembrane receptor protein tyrosine kinase activity; ATP binding. The transcript is spliced from 11 exons. The record is from RefSeq and is a predicted model, not a curated record.
AUGGCCUGUGGUGGUUUCAGGAACUUUUCUAAAAGUCCCUGCCUGAGGGCUCUUUGCUGUGCCUGUAGUCAGGGCACGAGCAGCUGGUGUGUGGAAGCCAGGCAGACCCGUUUUGCAAGUGUGCGCCUUCCUGUCACCUGUGUGUUGGACAUCCCUGGGGAGACAGCUGAGAAGACCUAGAGGAGCAAAGAACUGAAGCUGGGYGGGACUGGAGUAGAAAAAUCAGAGAGGAGGAACUUAGUCAUAAAAAUUACAAUCAUACCAAGGUAAUCAUCAGCAUUAUUGGGAGUGGCCUCACAAACUGGGAACAGGCAGCAGGAGAGCUUCAGGAAAAGACGACCUCAGGGCAAGGGAAGUAGUGUCAUUCAGGAGGAGAGGGUUGGAGAUCUGCGUGUUUGUGAUUGACCAUGGCAGGGGAUAUGAAAAGAUUCACACGAAUGCUGCUGGAGUGCAAUAGUAAUGACAAGCUGUGUGUUGUACGUGAAUAUCAAACUGAAGUGAUUGUUGUCCCAGCUCUCCUUGUGGGACUUUUUGUCAUUGUGCUCACUGUGAUCCUUUGGCUCCACUGUCGAGGCCUGCGAGCAAAGCAGGAGCAAUCAGCACCAUCUGGAACCCAAGUGAAGAAAAAGAAUCAGCAGGAACCUUACUCAACACAGAAUCGUUACAUCCAGCUGAGUGAGACAUCUGUGGAGAGCCUGCUAAAUUCUGCAUCCUUGACUCUGAAAGAAUUAGAAAUACCACGAGAGAAACUCUUACCAGGCACCUUGCAGCUGAUAAAAUACGGUGCCUAUGGGGGUGUCUACAGAGCACAGUUGGAAACUGGGAACUCUGGGAAGACUACRACUGUGGUAUUGAAAGCCUUACAAGAUGUGGCUAGUCCCCAGAAAGUAAAGGAUUUCCUGGAAAGGAUUAGAUUCCAUCAAAAUCUUGGCCAYCAUGAGAACCUGGUUGAAUUGGUUGGAUGUUGUGUAGACCAGCUCCCACUUUAUAUGGUUAUGGAAGAUGUAUCACUUGGUGACCUGUUGACAUUUCUGUGGACAUGUCGGAAGGACGUGAUGGCGAUGGAUGGUGUCCCCUAUGACCUCACUGAGAGACAGGUAUAUGAGGUUGGACAGCAGGUUGCAUCAGCUCUGGCUUACCUUGAAGAAAAGAAGUUGUUCCAUGGUGACAUUGCUGCCCGGAAUGUCCUUCUUCAUCACAACUUCACUGCCAAGCUGUGUGGUUUGGGCCUGGUCUAUGAAAGUCACACACGUGGUGCCAGCUCAGUCACAYGGAAAGUGCCAGUCAAGUGGCAGGCACCAGAGAGGCUCCUGAGCAAACCCCCUACCAUUGAGGCAGACAUAUGGUCUUUUGGAAUUCUACUGUAUGAAAUGAUUACAUUAGGUGCUCCACCAUAUCCUGAGGUGCCACCUUCUGACAUCUUAUCAUACCUGCAGAAACAGAACAUUAUGAAGCAGCCCUCGAGCUGCCAGGAAGCCAUGUACUGCAUCAUGAAGUCCUGUUGGCAGUGGAGUGCAGCUCACCGGCCUUCUCCAGCACAGCUCCUGUGCUCCCUAAGGACAGCUGUGAAGGCCAGCAAUGGGCACACAGUGCUGCAGGUGCCUGAGCCAGUGGUGCCUGAGCUCUAUGCUGAUAUUGCUGGUGUUGAAGUGCACAGCCUAGUGAGGGAAUACACGAUCCUCUGAAGGGCCCUUUCAUGUUUUGCUAAAGGAGAAAGAARUCUCAGAGUUUUCCCUUUCUGAAUAUUUUGCAAGCCCAGAAUGAGGUAUGCUUGUUGAAAGGGUUGUUGAAAGGGUUCCCUUUGUUCUUCAGACAUCUAUAAAAUCUCUCCUCCAUGCCAGACAAACAAACUGUUAUCAUUAUUGUUAAAUCAACCUGUUGGUAUUCAUUCUGCCAGUGGUCAUWUCAGAGUAAAGUGUGUUUAGGAAGCUGUAGAAAAUGUAAUGAGAAACUCGAGUUAAAGGCGUGUAUUAGGUUUGUGUGGCAAGGUUUUGGUGAUGGGGUGGACUACAGGGCUGACUUUUGUAAGAAGAUGCCAGAAACUUCCCCCAACUCCAUGAUGGACAUGCUGCUGGCCAGGGCUGAGCCCUUCAGCAACACUGGUGGCAUUUCUGUGAUUACUUAUUUAAGAAAGGGUGAAAAAUACUGCACAACARGAGGUGAAAGAGAGGAGUGUGAAUGUGAAAGGAGCAGCUCUGCAGACACCCAGGAGAGGCAGAAGCUGCUCCAGGCUCCRGAGCUGAGAUUCCCCUGAGAUUCUGUGCCCCAUGGAGAGGCAGCUGAGCCCCUGCAGGCCCUGGAGGGGUGAGGGGGUGCAGAGAUCCACCAUAAGCCCUGGAAGAGCCCACACUGGAGCAGGGAAUGUCUGAAGAAAGGUGUGACUCCAAGGSAAGCUGUGCUGGAGCAGAGUCCUGGCAGAAUCUGUGGAGAAGAGUCCUCAUUGGAGAAGAACUGCACCCCAUGGAAAGGGACUCRUGCUUCAUGAGAAGCAACCCUUGGGAAGAACCCAUGUGGGAGAAAUUCCCGAAGGA